UCAUUAUUUUUUAUAUUUUUCAGGUACAUUUUUAAAAAAGCAGUUGAUAUUUUAUGUUCCUGUAGACAGACUCUCAUGUACACUUAUGUUUUUGCUUAUUAUGUGAAAAAGAACAAUCAAUCUGUGAUUUUUGAGGAUAACCAAAAGGAUUUAGAGAGUGCCACAGAAUGUCUCUCUGAAUAUCUCGAAAGGGAUAUUACAAGUGAAAAUUUGGCAGACAUUAAACAGAAAGUUCAAGAUAAAUAUAGAUACUGCGAUAGUCGGAGAAAAGUGCUUUUAGAACAUGUCCAUGAAGGAUAUGAGAAAGAAUGGUGGGAUUACAAGGAAUAGAGGAUCUUUACUAGUUUCAUUUCUUGGGGUGACACGCAAGUUCUCUUCCUUCCCACCUCGACCCCAGCUGUGAUAAACCAAGAAAGAAUAUUAACAAGAAACAAAAAUAGAGCAUGUCACAAAGUGAUAAACGUGUUAUAUGCACUUUAUAUAUAAUAUGCUCUGUGGCAACACGUAUAUAUCGUCUAUUGAUAAAUAUUGAACUCGAACUAUUAAAAUUUAAUCCGAUCAUCAAUAAGUUGAUUGGAUAAUAUUUUGAUUUGCGCUUGCUGUGUGUUGUACAUCAUUGUAGAUUCUUGAUCCUUGAUACAAAAUGCCCUGUUAUUUUAGGUAAUCCUAAAGAAAAUUAGUUGUAUUCGUUAAGACGAACAAGACGUGCGUCAUAAAUCGCAACGAUGCUUAAUAAUGUGUUGCGAUGUAAAAUGACGAUUAAAAAUCUGCUAUUUUAUUUAACAUAUUUUACCGAUGUUAAUCGUAUUGAAAGCUUUUCAAUCCUAAGGACUCAUUUUCUUCCCGUUAGUUUUAAGGAUAACUGUUUAAAAUAAGUCAAACAUGAUACAAACAAAUCAUCGGAAUUGUUUUAUUCUAUUUUGGACCACGAUACGUCCAGGCUACAACUGCCAAUGUUUAAGAAUACUAAAUUAUCUAUAUACAUGUCGUCAGUGCUAUGUAUUCAUAUUUAAUAGUGUAUAAUAGAACUUUUCUCAUUGGUACUUGCGUAUUGUUUCAAGUAAGCUAGGAACACUUAAAUACAAAAUCUCGCAAUAUUU
Molecule: messenger RNA, 1100 nt
Organism: Pogonomyrmex barbatus (red harvester ant)
Lineage: Eukaryota; Metazoa; Arthropoda; Insecta; Hymenoptera; Formicidae
Gene: ari-1
Product: E3 ubiquitin-protein ligase ariadne-1
Biological process (GO): protein ubiquitination
Molecular function (GO): ubiquitin-protein transferase activity; zinc ion binding
Source: RefSeq, a predicted model, not a curated record